This is a messenger RNA of Hylaeus anthracinus, 2294 nucleotides long. RefSeq names its product sialin-like. Gene Ontology annotation, molecular function: transmembrane transporter activity. The record is from RefSeq and is a predicted model, not a curated record. The transcript has 11 exons. Gene Ontology annotation, biological process: transmembrane transport; monoatomic anion transport. Lineage: Eukaryota; Metazoa; Arthropoda; Insecta; Hymenoptera; Colletidae. Bases 450 to 1952 code for a protein of 500 amino acids. Gene Ontology annotation, cellular component: plasma membrane.
GGGGGGGGAAAGAGGGUGAAAUACAAACGAAGCUAAAAAAAGCCAGUUUGGCGGCUGAUCAUGACUGAUCAUCAGUCAGAUUGAGUCAUUAUUGUAAAUAGCGUGGCCGAUUAUUUUGUGUACAGAGUGUUAAUUGUUUGAACGUAUGACGCAAUAAUGUGGGAGAAUUAACAAUUAUUGUUGCAUUUAUUUAUACACUGUUACUGCGCUCAAUUUUUCCACUCGGACAUCCAAGGUUGUCUUCCUGAAGGUCGACGCGUCCCUCCAAAAAUAUUAGCGAAUCUUCGUUUUAUCUGUGAAAAACGUCACAGCGAAAAGAGGGAAUCUCAUUGGUCAACGAGCAUUAUUGACACCAAUUUCGAAUACAGGUCAUGAUAGCAGUUUGAAGUUCCAGGGAUCAAAGAGCCAUUACACAUUUAUAUACUCGAUUACGCUCAGCAAACGACAAAAUGGCAUCUUUUCGGACAAUCAAGGAGAGAAUACCUAGGAGAGGAGUUUUAGGAGCAAUGAUGUUUUUAGCUUGUAUGUUUUCGUACAUGAUUCGGACAAAUUUGUCCAUUACCAUUGUCGCUAUGGUAAAUGCGACUAGUAAAGACGGAGGAACUGGUCCGGCGUGUAGCGUUGUACCCUUAAAUAGUACAGAAAACAGAACUACAGUCGUUAACGAUUACGGCGAAAGGUACGAAUGGAACCAACAUGUUCAAGGGCUGUUGCUUUCUGCCUAUUUUUAUGGGACUCUUCCAGCAAGUGUGCCCGCUGGACUCCUGGCUGAGAAAUAUGGGGGUUCCACGGUUGUAGCAUUUGCAACACUAGUACCUGCAGCAUUAAAUAUUUUGAUGCCUUGGGCAGCUCAUCUUCAUUACGGUGUGGUAUUUCUAUUGCGUUUUCUGAUGGGUUUCUUUGGUGCAGCAGUUUAUCCUGCUCUUCAUGCAAUGAUUGCUAGGUGGGUGCCUCCUAGCGAGAAGGGAAUGUUCGUAUGGACCAUGCAAGGUGGACCUUUUGGCACGGUGGUAACAUUUGCUCUCUGCGGUCAAAUAAUCAGUGCUUACGGUUGGUCAACUGCUUACUAUGUUACAAGUGGGCUCAUACUGAUCUUCUACGUCUUGUGGAUAUAUCUCAUAUACGAUACACCUGACAAUCACCCAGGAAUUACAGAAAGAGAAAAGACUUAUAUUAAAGAACAGAUAGGCACAACAGUUUCUAAACAGAAGGUGAAACUCCCAGUGAAAGAUGUCGUUACUUCCGUACCGUUCUUAGCUUUGCUAUGGGCCCACUUCGCCAACAUGUGGGGCAUUUAUUUCAUAGCUACGAAUGGACCAAAAUACACUUUGGAAGUUCUUGGUUUCAACAUGAAAUCUGGAGGAUUUAUCACAGGACUACCUUACAUAGCUAGACUGGGCGCUGGGGUAGUGUUCGCUGCAGCUGGGGAUUAUGUUAGAAGGAAGAAUAUUCUGACACUGGGUUGGAUUAGAAAGAUAUUCAUGCUCUUCUCACACAUCGGUCCAGCAGUUGCAUUAAUCAUAAUGACCUAUGCUGGCUGUGACGCAACAGUUGCAAUGGUGAUGUUGAUAGUGGCAUUAACUUUCAAUGGAGCUGCAUGUCAGACCAGUUUACAGAACCACCAAGAUCUCGCUCCGAACUACGCUGGUUCUCUGUAUGGGAUCAUGAAUACUUUUGGCAGCUUUCCUGGCUUCAUUAUUCCGCCAAUCAUCGGCGCUCUAACAAACGAGAGAAAUGGAAUAGAAGAGUGGCGUAUCAUGUUUUGGAUCUCUGCAGCAGUAUUCAUAUCUGCAACGGUACUGUUUUGGCUGUUUGGUUCUGCCGAGAUUCAACCAUGGAACGAUUUGAAUCAACAGAAAGUAUCGCAGGUUCCUGAAGAGGAGGAACAGAUGACAGAGAUACCUGCGAAAGAAUUGCAGGUAGAGGAAGAAGAAGAAAACGAACGUCUAUAAAUAUACUUAAUUUAACGAUCUAUAAUUGAAGAAUAUCAAAUUCUGCUAAGAAUUAUUAUUAAGAACUGCAUUUUCUUUUUCUUUUUUUUUUACAUUAUUGACAAAGUUUUCUACUCGCAUUUUGCAACAUGGAGUACAUUAAUACAGCUCAAUGUAUCAAAUUGGAUACGGAACUAUCGUGAAAGAUAGUUGUGUAUAAAUUUUGUUUACGGUCCACUCGUAAGGGCACAAAUUUUUCAUGGGACAUACUUGCAAAAUUAUACAUUUGUAAAACGGCUAUACAGAUUUAAUACUCAUAUAUCUGUUCGUUUCUUUGAUAAGAUAAACGUUUUGAAAACCUGA